CAGGUGAUGUUACUUGGAGAUUCGGGCGUGGGGAAAACCUGUUUCCUGCUCCAGUUCAAAGACGGGGCCUUUCUCUCCGGGACGUUCUUAGCCACCGUGGGCAUAGAUUUCCGGAACAAGGUGGUGGCCGUGGAUGGCGUGAAGGUGAAGUUGCAGAUCUGGGACACAGCAGGACAGGAGCGUUUCCGCAGUGUCACCCAUGCCUACUACAGGGAUGCCCAAGCCCUGCUCCUGCUCUACGAUAUAACCAGCAAGAUGUCCUUCGACAACAUCCGCGCCUGGCUGACGGAGAUCCACGAGUAUGCCCAGAAGGACGUGGUCAUCAUGCUGCUGGGCAAUAAGGCCGACGUGAGCAGCGAGAGGGCUGUGAGGACGGAGGAUGGGGCCUCGUUGGCCAAGGAGUACGGGGUGCCUUUCAUGGAGACGAGCGCCAAGACAGGCAUGAACGUGGAGCUGGCAUUUCUGGCCAUUGCUAAGGAGCUGAAGCAGCGCGCAGUGCAGCAGCCGGAUGAGCCCCGCUUCCACAUCCAUGACUACAUCGAGUCACAGAAGAAGAAAAAUCCAGCUGCUGUGCCUUCGUCUGAGGGCGGCCGGGAGGAGCCAGCAGCCCGGGGGAUGCAGACCAGGGGCCCAAUCCUGCCCUCAAGCACCCGAGGCUCUGAUGAGCCAAGCAUGGACAAGACAAUAUGA
Molecule: messenger RNA, 690 nt
Organism: Apaloderma vittatum (bar-tailed trogon)
Lineage: Eukaryota; Metazoa; Chordata; Aves; Trogoniformes; Trogonidae
Gene: RAB37
Product: RAB37, member RAS oncogene family
Exons: 8
Coding region: 7-690 (227 amino acids)
Cellular component (GO): Golgi apparatus; endosome
Molecular function (GO): GTPase activity; GTP binding
Source: RefSeq, a predicted model, not a curated record